UACCUCUUUCUCUCGUCUCUUUCUCCCGCUCUAUAAAACAUCACAUAACACUGACAAUCAGACCUACAAGCACUACCAUUCACGCAACACCGCCACUAAUCCUGCAACAAAGAACGUAUCAUUCACAUCUUCCAAUAGACAAAACAGAGACAGAGCAUUUGAUUUUCAGCCCUCAAUCAAUCUGAAGAUUGAUCCCUGCUAUUUGCUCCAGGGUCUUUUUCGGGUUUCCCUUUGUCAUUUAUCUCUAGUUGUGGCAUUUUUACAUAGUCCAUUUUAUUUUAUUUUUCAAGAAAGGGAUUACAGUACAGUUAGGCAUGAAAAGUGAAGGUCUACCAAGAGGAAUGAAGUCCACAUGUUGGUGCGUUGUUCUCCUGUCACUCAUUUCUAUGGUUACAAGUGCCCAUUCGUCUGCUUCUGGAAGUUCAGAUGUUCUGAAGUCAGAGAGCCCGAAGUCGAGAGCUAAGGACCUCUGGACAACAGACACCAGCAAGGACUUAUCCAUCAGUCGCCUGCUCUCCCAGACCUUUUAUGACAAGAACCUGUCUGGCCUGGAUCUGAACUAUGACAAGUUGGAACCAUACUCUAAACAGGAGCUCUGGGACUGGCUCCACAACACCUCUAGCCUUCGUGACCCCCGCUCCCGAUCCAAGAGGAGACCCAUCGUCAAGACAGGAAAGUUCAAGAAGAUGUUCGGCUGGGGCGACUUCCACUCCAACAUCAAGACAGUGAAGCUCAACCUGCUGAUCACCGGGAAGAUCGUAGACCACGGCAACGGCACGUUCAGCGUCUACUUCCGCCACAACGCUACGGGCCAGGGCAACGUGUCGGUGGGUCUGGUGCCGCCCACCAAGGCCGUGGAGUUCCAGCUGCAGCAGUCGACGGUCCUCGAGCCCAAAGACACCAAGCUGUUCAACUGCAGGGUGGAGUACGAGAAGGUGGAGAAGGGCACCAGGAAGUCGUUGUGUUCCCACGACCCUUCGCAGAGCUGCCCUCAGGAGCAGACCCAGAGCCAUGUGUCCUGGCUGUGCUCCAAGCCCUUCAAAGUCAUCUGCAUCUACAUCUCCUUCUACAGCACCGACUACAAGCUGGUGCAGAAAGUGUGUCCGGAUUACAAUUACCACAGCGAUACUCCCUACCUCCCCACCGGGUGAUUGGCUGAGCGGCUAAGGGAAAGGAACAGAGACAGACAGGGCAUUCGCUCCUGAGAGGUGUCAGUUGAUUUGAGCUAGGCUGGCACGGCCCUCAAUAGAACAGAGGGGGAUGCUUUACUGUCGGAACAGAACUGUUAAAAGGUAUUAUUAAAGCUAAUGCGUCCCUGCUGCUUGUGAGAUCGCUACACUGAGCAGACCUUCCCUAUGGCCAUUGUACGAGCAUUUAGGACACAACAUUUCCUGGCUUGGCAUACUUUUUCCUCAUGUAUUUUGACCCUCUAUAGUAGCUAUACGAAAGUACUCAGCCGGAGCCCUCGCUGAAGGUUUGUCAUUAUGUAAAUAAUAACUCAUAAAGCCCACUUUAUUCUAUGAGAAAGUGUUUCGAUCUUCUAAUGUAACUCUGUGUGUUGAUGGAAUAGCAUUUUUCAUUUUCUCUCAUUGUCCGUUUCUGUUUGUCGCUGGUGAUUACAAAGCGGGAAAUGAAAUAGGUAGAUGUCGACUUACUGUGAAGGAAAGUGUCCGAACGCAUUAAGACGUGCCAUCUAUUUCAUUACGUGUUUGUAUCUGUAUGACAGCCAGAAAUACAGAUCCUUUCAAAAUGGUUUCUUUUUCAGUCUCAGUGAAUUAUUGAAACAUCAACAUCACAUUUAAUAAGAAAAAAAUAGAUAAAAAAGACAUAAAAUAAAACACUUCCUACAGAUAUACACUGAGUAUACCUAACAUUAGGAACACCUUCAUAAUAUUGAGUUGCACCCCCUUUUGCCUUCAGAACGGCCUCAAUUAGUCAGGGCAUGGAGUCUAUAAGGUGUCAACGCGUUCCACAGAUAUGCUGGCCCAUGUUGACUCUAAUGCUUCCCACAGUUGUGUCAAGUUGGCUGGAUGUCCUUUUGGAGGGUGGACCAUGCUUGAUACAAAUGGGAAACUGUUGAGUGUGCGAAACCCAGCAGCGCUGCAGUUCUUGACACAAACCGGUGCACCUGGCACCUACUACCAUACCCCGUUCAAAGGCACUUAAAUCGUUUGUCUUGCCCAUUCACCCUCUGAAUGGCACACAUACACAAUACAUGUCUCAAUUGUUUCAAGGCUUAAAAAUAUUAACCAGUCUCCUCCCCUUCAUCUACACUGAUUCAAUGAGGAGUCAUAGCUUUCACCUGGUCAGUCUAUAUCAUGGAAAGAGCAGGUGUUCUUAAUGUGUUUGUAUGCUCAGUGUACAUUGUUUUCGGUAGAUAAAGAAAAAAAAUGCUAGCAAUGGUUUUCAGCUCUCAGUUAAUGUGGAGUAAAUCAGCUCAAUGGAGGACUUUCAUUCAUUAUGGAUCUAAGUUUAUUUCAAUAUUCAAAAAAUAAGCACUUAUGUUUGCCCCAUGAGAAAAAAACACAGUAAAGAGUCCCCACUCUGUUCGCUAUAAAAAAUUUAAUCAAGGAAAUCAAAGGAAGUUACAGCAUGAGAUCUGCUGCUUGCCAGAGGACAUGUGUUAAACUGCAGAGGCAUCUCUCCACACAUUAUAACAACCACUUCUGACAUCAAUAACGCAAAUUCUGGAUGAUGAUGAUGAUGAUGUAAUAACACUAUACGAUAAUGAUGCUGGAUAUUCGAUUUGGCCAUUAAGCUUUCAUUACGCAAAUGUGAUGCUUGUAGCUGAUUGUGAAACAUCUCUGAGAACCAUCACUGUGAUUGUCAUCCUUGUGUGAGAGAAUAAUGUCUGGGAAUUACACUGAUACACAACAGGAGUAGAAGUCCUUCAUGAGGUUGAUAGGCACCUUGAGGUGGAGUUCUUUAUGCGGUUUGCAUUGCACAUCUAACUAGUCAACUACUACAGGAUCUUUAGUACUGUACACGUGCACACAGACUCGUUUGUUGUUGACACAACUGAAAAAAAAUGGAAUGGAAGAUUUGACAAGGUACUUCAUAAGAAAUAGGGGUUUGUUUCCUAUGAAGAGAGGGGCCCAUGUGAUAAGAGAGUGUGAACAGGGAUUUAUGAUGUGGAUGAACAAAGCUGACAGAAAUAAGCAUUAACAUUUGACUCGUAAAUUGAGAGCAGUUAUCUGUCAUCAUGGCUACUGGAUGACAAAUGUCUCAGAUUAUUUUAUUUGAGUGGGUCUUCCAUUUUUAUAAAGUGUCAUUUUCUGUAUAAGAUCAGUUAAAUAUGUUGCCAAAUUGGACACUCUUGUCUUAAUUUUGUGGAAUACACUAUACUGUACUUGAGUUAUGGCUAAUUAUGAUUUAUUUGAAAUAUAUGUAUGAAUUCAAUUGCACUCUUUUAGAUGGGCCAUGUCCGAUAGUUGCCAUGUCCGAGUCUAAGCUCUAUCUGGUACCAUUUCUACGAAUGAAACCCUCUAUCUGUAAUAUACUACUGCAUAAUUACCGCAAGGCUUUUGAUGAGUGAAUUAUCCCCCACCUCAGAUCCAGUCCGUUGGUGCAGUUGUCCUGGGCCAUAGCCGUACACCAAGCCUCUGGUCUCCUCCUGCUCUCAGAUAACUACCUGAAUAAUGUGGUCUGGGGAACUGUCACCAAUGGCAGAUAGAAUCAGGGGAUUUCUCCUUCAGACUCCCAAUAACACCCAGCAGCUGCAGGAGUAAACAGAUGACUAACCACUGGCCUUUUGGCAGCCAUUUGAGAAUGGGAGGAGGAGGAGACCUGUAAACGUUGCCUUGACAUUUAGGUGGAUUAAAAAGUUAUUGGGAUCCGGCUCUCCUGGUGUCAGAGGUAGUUGGCUCCGUAAUUAAUUGUGUCUUGGUCUUUUUUCAAGAAGCUCAGCUAAAAGCCUGCUAAGUAUCAUGCUUGUUGCAGUCCUUCACAUACUGUAUGUAGGGCUAGGUACACUUGGUUAGCCUAGCUCUUUAUCUGAUAUGACAUCUACAUUAGUGACCAAAUAGCAUAUCACUCAUAAACAGAUCAUCAGGUGGGAUGUCAAAUGACAUCUCUGAGUUUGUGCAAUUGGCAUCUAGUUCCAGAGUAAUUCAUAAAUUAUAAUUUUGUAUCUUGUUAUGUUAUUGCAGAAUUCAUGUUAUGUUUUGCUUUGAAUCUGCGGUGUUAAUUUCUGUGUGAAAUGCUGACAUAUUAAAGCCCUAUCAG
Oncorhynchus kisutch (coho salmon) is the source of this 4224-nucleotide messenger RNA. RefSeq names its product neurexophilin-1-like. Bases 315 to 1151 code for a protein of 278 amino acids. Gene Ontology annotation, molecular function: signaling receptor binding. Lineage: Eukaryota; Metazoa; Chordata; Actinopteri; Salmoniformes; Salmonidae. The record is from RefSeq and is a predicted model, not a curated record. The transcript has 2 exons.